GGUGGUGGCAGCCAGUGCCCCGGGCUUGCCGCGAUUCUCCGCCCCGCCACCGCUGGCCUUCCGCCCCUCGCCCCCGGCGCGUCCCGCGCCUCUCCUGCCGCCUCCGCGCAGCCCCGGCGGUGCGAGGCAUGAAGCUGAGCAAAGCCCAGUACGAUGAGAUAGCCCAGUUCCUGGGGCACGUGCAGCCCACCCGGCAGAGCCUGAGGAAGCUGAAGGAGAAGUUUCCUAGUCAAUCGCAGUCCACUCUGCUGAGCAUCUUCUCCCAGGAGUACCAGAAACAAAUCAAAAGAACACAUGCCAAGCAUCACACUGCUGAAGCUAUAGAAACUUACUACCAAAGGUACCUGAAUGGCGUGAUGAAAAAUGCAGCUGCCCCAGUAUUACUGGACCUGGCCAAUGAGGUGGACUUUGCCCCAUCAUUGAUGGCUCGUAUUGUGUUGGAAAGAUUUCUACAAGAAAAAGAACAAGCCAUCCCCUCCAAAACUCUUAUAAGUAGCAUGCUACGGGACCCUUCUCAGAUUCCAGAUGGAGUGCUAGCAAAUCAAGUCUAUCAGUGUACUGUGAAUGACUGUUGUUAUGGACCACUGGUGGACUGCAUCAAACAUGCUGUUGGGCAUGAGCACGAAGUCUUGCUGCGAGAAAUGCUUUUGGAAAAAAAUCUCUCUUUCAUUGCUGAAGAUCAGCUUCGUGCAAAGGGUUAUGACAAAACACCAGACUUUAUCUUAGAAGUGCCAGUAGCUGUGGAAGGACACAUAAUUCACUGGAUUGAAAGCAAAGCCUCAUUUGGUGAUGAAAGUAGCCACCAAGCCUACUUGCAGGACCAGUUUUGGAGCUACUGGAACAGAUUUGGCCCCGGAUUAGUCAUCUACUGGUAUGGAUUUAUUGAAGAGCUGGACUGCCAUCGUGAACGUGGUAUCCUGCUAAAAGACUGCUUCCCUACUGACAUUGUGACUCUGCGACACAGCAUGGCUCAGCGCUGAUGUUGGGAGGAAGAGGUACUUAGAAAAUUUCUGGCACAGUGAAGUCCAAAAGAGCAACGUGGAGGAGUUUUCUAUGUGAGUUAUUUCUGAAGGAGUUUACCAUCCUGGUGUUCAAGAAGGGGGAUUGAAAAAAAAAAUAAGAUACAACAGUGCUUCAUACUGGAUCAGUUCCACAAGACAAAUAAAGCACACAAAUGGACAGAAGUUUCCUGCGCACUUGUUUUCUUGUAAGAGCCUUGUUUUUCUUUUGUUAAGACCACCAAAAUCAGAAGUUUAUUGAGGUGGGUGUUAGCCCUUCUUGAAGUUUUGUGUUCAGUCUCCUCUUUUUCCAUCCACAUUGCCACUCAGAGGGGCAAGAUUGGGUCUCAGGUUUGUGCUCUCAGACAUUCUUUAAUGACAGCAGCUUAUUGGGCUUGACACAGUUCAAUAGUGUUUUCUUUGCUAACUAUUACUUAGGAAAGGACAAAAUAUUUUAAAUGUCAGUGAGAGAUUUGCAUGUAUACUCAUCAUGUUCAGAUUUUCUGAGAAAAAGAGCUAUGGAUUUUUUUGGUAGAAAUAAAAGUCUGAUAACAGUCUCCCUAAAACACAAGUUGAUGGUGUUUUACAGAUAGAAAGGGUCUCUAAAACAUUACAGUGCAUAUUCAUCGUCUUUUUUAGUGGAAGUGGUACUCUGUGUGCCUGUAUGUUUUCAAAAAUCAUGUGCAUAUUUUUUAUAGUCUUGCCUUGAGUGGAAAGGAUAUUAAUCCUACUCAGGAGUUUUUCAGCUGUAGAUUUCAGUAUACACAGUAUUUUUAUUUUUAAUUUUUAAUUUUCACCUU
Ficedula albicollis (Collared flycatcher) is the source of this 1798-nucleotide messenger RNA. It is a transcript of the gene CDIN1, whose product is annotated as chromosome 5 open reading frame, human C15orf41. The transcript has 12 exons. Lineage: Eukaryota; Metazoa; Chordata; Aves; Passeriformes; Muscicapidae. The record is from RefSeq and is a predicted model, not a curated record. Gene Ontology annotation, cellular component: cytoplasm; nucleus. Gene Ontology annotation, biological process: erythrocyte differentiation. Bases 129 to 980 code for a protein of 283 amino acids.